AUGGCAAAUUUGUCUCAAAAUGCCCAUGGGCCAGUGCAGACGAGUGCAGUUGUUGUCCUUGGAGCCUCUUCGUGUCCUGCCGUACCUCCUCCCUCCCCUCCUACACCAUCUUCAUCACCACCAGGAGAUGCCUUCUGUGAUCCCAUUGACCCAUUGAGUUUGGAACGAGAACUUAGAGGAGAGUCUCCCGUCAAGGAUCAACGCCUUCGAGAUGGAAUUCAUGUCCUCAACACGGAGGCAGUGGCUUUGAGAAAUCUGUCGCGGUUUUAUGAGAUGGACCCCGUAGCACGCGACGGAUUCAGCAGAUCAGUUCAGGCUAUAACCAGACAACAGACAACAAAUGGCAAACUAGUCGUCAUCGGUGUAGGCAAAUCGGGACACAUUGGGCAAAAGCUUGUGGCCACUUUCAAGAGUCUCGCUAUUCACGCCGUCUUUCUUCAUCCCACAGAGGCCUUACAUGGUGACCUCGGUAUCAUCGGGUCUAAUGAUACACUCAUGUUCAUCACAUUUUCGGGCAAGACUCAGGAGUUACUCAUCAUGUUGCCUCAUCUCGACGAAUCCCUCCCGACGAUACUUCUUACAUCACACACUUCAUCUGACACAUGCGAGUUCAUUAAACACCGGCCCAAUACCAUAUUGCUCCCUGCCCCGAUUCCAGAGCCUGAGAAAAUAUCAUUUGGCGUUUCUGCACCUACUACAUCAACAACAGUUGCACUAGCUAUUGGGGAUGCGAUUGCGAUCACGGCCGCAAAGGAGAUCAACGCAAAUAUCGCAUCUGUGUUUGCGAAGAAUCACCCUGGUGGUGCGAUUGGUGCUGCAGCUCGACAACCUCGGACCAUCAAGGAUAUAGCUGUUACCUGGCACGACAUUCCGGUAACGACAGAGACAGCCGAAACUAGCCUGGGCUUCGACUUGCUCCGCGCAGGUUUCGACUCUGACUCUGGCUGGGUCAGGGUACAAGAUCAGGUCGCCUCGCCCAGCAUAAUACGGGGAAUUAGCAGGCAUGACCUUAACAGGACUUUGGCGAAUAUUUCCAACUCCCUUGUGUCUAAGAGCGAGAUGCUCCCAAUGUCAUCGGAGACGACCAUCCGCCAAGUAGGCGACAUAUUCAAUAACAUGCAGCUGUCGCCAGUCGACGAGGACCUAACAUGUGGGCCAGAGACUGUUAUUGCUGUGAUGGAAAAGGGGGCGAUAGUUGGUGUACUGGAAGCUGGCACCAUCUUAAAUUUCAAGGAUUAG
This is a messenger RNA of Fusarium sp. VM40, 1239 nucleotides long. The record is from the annotation of a GenBank genome assembly. NCBI's taxonomy places the organism in Eukaryota, Fungi, Ascomycota, Sordariomycetes, Hypocreales, Nectriaceae.